Messenger RNA from Penicillium lagena, 801 nucleotides. RefSeq names its product DUF3632 domain-containing protein. The transcript has 2 exons. The record is from RefSeq and is a predicted model, not a curated record. Lineage: Eukaryota; Fungi; Ascomycota; Eurotiomycetes; Eurotiales; Aspergillaceae. The coding region runs from base 1 to 801 and encodes 266 amino acids.
AUGUCCGCCCUCAAACUCAAACUCGAGCCCGAUGCUUUUGGAAGGCCUACCGAUCAGCCUAGUGAAACCAAAGAGGCUGGCUUCGUACAAACCUACAACGUUUUCCAAAUCUUCAACGAGUACCUCCAACCGGACACAAAAACAUCUCAUGAUUCAGCAGUUAAGUCACUCCUCGCUCUUGUACCCAAAGUCGACAACGAGCAAGAGGUUAUCACGAUCAUCAACGUCGUUCUGGAACUUGCAGAGCAGAUACCAUAUUAUCAUCCAUCACAUAUCAAGCUGGCUCGCAUUAUGGAGCAGUUUACUAGCCACACUAGGUUCACCUGGAUGCUACCUGACGAUGUCUGUCCAUCCGAAGAAGAUCCUCAAACCUGGCCGAACUUCAAUGCCUUCCUUGCUCAUGCACAAUCAAGACGUGUUGGGGCCAACGAGCCAUAUUAUGCCGAUGAGACUUUGCGUAGCACAUUUGAAAGAGGCUGUGAUACCGUGAAUUUCAAGGGCAUCUCCACAUUCGAGGGUGAGCGAGAUCAGCAGAUCAUUGCUGCAGCCCAGUACAUUCUCUGGGAUGGACAAAACCUGUUCAAGCGGUGUCUCUGCCCGGACCUCGCAGAAAUGGGAGACCGCCGGAUAAGGGACUCAGGAGGCAGUCGGUUGGUGUUUGGAUUGGGAAGGUGGCGGGGGUGGAAGAACGGAUUCAAGAAGAACGCAGAGGAAGAAAACGGGAUGGGCGAAGAAUGUCGGAAGGUGUGUGCAAAGACAGCGGCUCUGAUGGAGACAAUUGAGGCGAGCAUGAGGUUUUAG